This is a messenger RNA of Cantharellus anzutake, 1326 nucleotides long. Its product is annotated as Indoleamine 2,3-dioxygenase. Gene Ontology annotation, cellular component: cytoplasm. Bases 1 to 1326 code for a protein of 441 amino acids. Lineage: Eukaryota; Fungi; Basidiomycota; Agaricomycetes; Cantharellales; Hydnaceae. Gene Ontology annotation, biological process: 'de novo' NAD+ biosynthetic process from L-tryptophan. Gene Ontology annotation, molecular function: indoleamine 2,3-dioxygenase activity; metal ion binding; heme binding. The transcript is spliced from 7 exons. The record is from RefSeq and is a predicted model, not a curated record.
AUGCCCUCCGAUUCUCUGCUAAGGCGCCCGCACUUCCUGCAUAUCUCGCGUCACCAUACGUUCGAUAUUUCCACCGUUGCGGCCGCUGACUACGAUGUUGAUGUCCAUUCUGGCUUCAUGCCCCCUCAGGAACCGGUCGCCCGUUUGUUGGGCGAAUACGAAGCAUGGGAAGACUUGCUUGACCAUGCAAUUGGAAAACUGAAGUUGGCGGGGGAUGCUUUUGCGACUGUGCAAGAUCGGGAAUACAUAGCAUGCUGGAGGCAGAAAGUCCGGGAGUUACCUAUUGUAGAUGCCGAUCCACUAUAUAAGGACGAACGAGCCCUUCGACGCGCUCACGUCGUUCUGUCAUAUUUAACACAUCUUUACGUCCACUCUGUCACUCACUCACCAUCAUGCCCGAUCUCUAUUCCCCAAUCACUGUCUAUCCCACUUGUUAGCGUCUCUCGGGAAUUGGGUAUACCACCGAUCUUGACUUAUGCCGAUACCAUCGAUCCUUCCCUCCCCGUCGGUCCAAACAACAUCCGCUCAGUAACAAAUAUCACCGGUACGGGAGACGAAGACCACUUCUACAUGACCUCGGCCCGAAUAGAACUUCGCGGCGUCGAAGCUCUUACCCUUAUGCGAGCUACUCUCGACGAGACAUUCUUAAGCGAUGCUCUCACUAUUACUCGAGUAUCCACCUAUCUCACACGUCUGGCAGGAGUCAUAGAUGAUAUUUCUGCGUUAUUGAUGUCAGUGCGACAAGAUUGCGAUCCAGACGUGUUUUAUAACCAGUUCAGACCCUGGAUUAAUGGCGGGACAGCACAUCCUUCUGGGUGGAAUUUUGACGGUUUUGCCAAACUCAGCGGGCCGUCGGCAGGACAAAGUUCGCUUGUACAUGCACUAGACAUUUUUCUUGGAGUCGAGCAUCCGCCACAUGGUUCAUCUGAGUCAACCGAGAACCCAACGCAUCCUUCCCCGUCAUUCCGACCUUCUACUUCCUCUGGGAUGUUCCUUCAAAAACAACUCCUCUACAUGCCACGGCAUCACCGCGCAUUCCUAUCUUACUUAAGUAAACACGUGGACCAACCCAAGUUGAAGGAAGCAUACAACUCGGCGGUUGAUGCGUUGAAGCGAUUUAGGGAUGGGCAUAUUCGCAUUGUGACAUUGUAUAUAAUCGCCCAAGCAAAGGGGAAUGUCGACCCCUCUUCGCUAUUUUCGUCUGCAGCGGUUCAGAGUGGAGAGGAGGCGAAGGGACCGAGGGGAUCUGGUGGGACUUUGCUUGUGCCGUUUUUGAAGUCCAUAAGGGAUAAUACUUCAAGGACUUUCAUUCACAGAGGUGCUUGA